Dicentrarchus labrax (European seabass) is the source of this 2682-nucleotide messenger RNA. Its product is annotated as sodium- and chloride-dependent GABA transporter ine. Gene Ontology annotation, biological process: sodium ion transmembrane transport. The transcript is spliced from 13 exons. Bases 117 to 1904 code for a protein of 595 amino acids. Lineage: Eukaryota; Metazoa; Chordata; Actinopteri; Moronidae. The record is from RefSeq and is a predicted model, not a curated record. Gene Ontology annotation, cellular component: membrane.
UUUGUGAACCUGGGAGCUGCUGCACGCUGGAGUGGCUUCUGCUAAGCUAAUCAUUAAGGAUAAUAAAAGGGAAGGUUAUAUCACCCAGAGUCACUUAAAUUCAGACCAACCUUUCCAUGGAGUUUGGGCCCAGAGGAGCGACAGUGGUGACACAGGGAGCAGACAUGGAGGAACAGCUCAACAGACCAACAUGGAGCAGGCAGAUAGAGUUCACCCUGGCUGGCAUCGGCUGCGCUGUGGGUCUGGGAAACGUUUGGAGGUUCCCUUAUCUCUGCUACAGGAGUGGAGGAGGUGCUUUUCUGGUUCCAUACCUGUUCAUGCUGGUGGUGUUGGGAAUCCCUCUGCUCUACAUGGAGCUGACUGUGGGUCAGUAUACAAGAAGAGGACCUGUCCAUGCCCUGGCUAUCGUCUGCCCACUGUUGAAAGGAGUGGGCAUGGCAUCGGUGGCCAUCUCCUUCAUCAUGUGCACCUACUACAACGUCGUCAUCACCUGGGCCCUCUAUUACCUCUUCAGCUCUUUCCAGGCAACGCUACCGUGGCAGAACUGUAACAACACCUGGAACACACCAAACUGUACCAACCAUGCCACUAACAGCAGCUACUCCUCCACAGCUAGCCAGGAGUUCUUCAAAUAUAAGAUGCUGGAACAGACUAGUGGAGUAGAGGAAGCAGGAGUGGUCCGUUGGGAGCUUUUCCUUAUUCUCCUUCUGGCUUGGAUCCUCAUUUACUUCUGCAUCUUUAAGGGGGUGAAAUCAACAGGCAAGGUGGUGUACUUCACAGCCCUGUUCCCGUAUAUUAUCCUGAUUGCCCUGCUGAUCAAUAAUGCGCAGCUUCCUGGAGCAAUAGAUGGAAUAACCUUCUUUAUUGUGCCGGAAUGGGACAAGCUGCUCUCAGUGGAGGUGUGGGUGAAUGCUGCAGCUCAGAUCUUCAACUCCAUUGGGAUUGGUUUUGGCUCCCUAUUGGCCAUGUCCAGCUACAACUCCUUCAACAACAACGUUCUGAAGGACACCCUGACCAUAUCCAUCAUUAACUCCCUCACCAGUAUCCUGGCAGGGUUUGUCAUUUUCUCUGCCUUUGGCUACAUGUCUCAUCUGCAGGGCAUUCCUGUUAGCAAUCUGGCUGUAGACGGUCCAGGACUAGUUUAUGUUGUUUACCCACAAGCCUUUGCAAACAUGCCAGUGGCUCAACUCUGGGCUGUGAUGUUCUUCUUCAUGCUGCUGUGCCUCGGGCUGGACAGUGAGUUUGCAAUGGUUGAAGUGCUGGUGACCAGUCUCAUGGAUGAAUUCUAUCAAAAUCUGAUCAAAUUCUUCAAGCGGAAGGAACUGUUUGUUCUUGCUGUUUGCGGUGCAGCAUGCCUCCUGGGGAUUCCUUGUGUCAUGCAGGUGGGAAUCUAUGUUUUCCAGCUGAUGGAUCAUUACACUGCCAUAGUGUCCAUCAUGUUUCUUGCAUUCUUUGAGGUUAUAGCCAUCUGUUGGAGUUACGGAGUGACUCGACUUUCAGACAACCUCGAAGAGAUGACUGGAAAAAGAGCAAACAUCUUCUUCAGAGUGUGCUGGUUAAUAGUUGCUCCUGUGCUGAUCACUGUUAUCCUGAUCUUCUCCAUCAUCCAGUUCAAACCAGCUCGCUAUGAGGACUAUGUCUUCCCUCCCUGGGCUCAGGGAGUCGGCUGGGUCAUUGCCAUGGCCUCCAUCAUCUGGAUUCCUUUGGGUGCUGUUCACACAUUGUGGGUGCUCCCUGGCUCAUUCAUGCAGAAACUGAAGCUGUCCAUCACACCAUUCGCCCUGAAUGAAAUGUCAAAGAUGCCGUAUUAUGAGAGGGGAGGGAGAUAUGGAGAUCCAGCCAUAGCUGUAAUCAGUUCCAGCGUCCAUCUACCUCAAAAACCUCCUAUUGAGACAAACUUCUGAUACCUCAUAAUGUUCACCAAGUGACAGACUUCUAGUAAGCUCAAAUCACAAUCACAAAUGAUUGUUUGCCAUUAGUAUUAAAUCAACUUCAAACACAAGUAUGCUACAAAAAUUAUUUACAUGAUUGUGAAAAUGUGUUGCAGCAUAUCUGCCAUGCAGAUAUAUUAAAUUGACCAUUUUUGUGAGUCUAUGAACUUAAUUUUAGAUUUUGUUGAACUUCUGCUUACAGUUUUGCUUAUUUUAAAAUGUGAUAAGAUGUUGUGGAAAGACAGUGUUUAUUAUUAGAGAUUAUUAUUGUGUACAUCUGUAAUAAUAUCUGUAAUAAUAUCCGACCAACUCUCUUGUGAUAGAGCUCCAAAGGAUAAAGGCGUGGCACUCAGGACUUUACACACACUUCCCCUGUGUUCAUUUGUGUUUUUUUACUUUGCUAAGGCUGCCAUCUUUUGGCCAUGUCUACUGAUGCAAUUAUGAGUGGUGAUGUAUCUGAAAUCAGGUACUUAACCAAUUUUUUUUUUUUUUUUACAUACAUGUUAGCUAAAAAAUGACAAAGAAAGCCACUAUUUAACAACAAUACAAUAAUGGUUCAAGGAGCUGAACGUUUGUAUUGAACAUCCUUUAAAAACAUAAACCACUGUGGACCAUUUCAUUGUGGUGGACUAAUUAGGCCAAAUGCAACAGGGCACUUCUGAUAAGUAUAUGGUAGUUAACAGAGGAAUACAUGCAUCAUGCAGCUCUGUGUCAUGUCAUGUAAGGUGUAAUAAAAACCUGUCACAAAGUC